AUGGAUUAUGAAAACGAAGAACUAGCUCCCAAAUCUACAUUUUGUGCUACACUUACACCACAACAAAAAAACAAACUGCAUAAGUCUCUGAUGAUCUUCAUAUUGUUUAUCUUCAUCGCUAUCUUCGUUUAUAUCUGCGUACGUGCAAUACAAUACAAUCCAAGUGUAGAAGACUAUGUCCCGGAUAUUAUAAUACCAUCUAUGGAUUUCACAGUGCUUAAUAUAGCAGAAACUAGUCUUAGUGUUAAAUGGGACUUAGUCAUGAGGAUUCCUCCAGACCUUCCUGGUUAUUAUACGUGUCUCAAAGGAUAUUUUCAGACUUUUAUUCUUUACAAAGGUGUCACCAUUGCUCAUUCUUCCUUUGAGAGAUACAAUCUGAUGUUGAAUUGGGCUCAAUUGCUUAAUAUUUCAUCGAUUGCUUCCAUUGGUGAUUUGGACGGUAAGGUUGUGAAAGACAUUAUGGAAGAUGUGUAUUUUAAUUAUAUAAUUUGA
Messenger RNA from Capsella rubella, 492 nucleotides. RefSeq lists its product as uncharacterized. The record is from RefSeq and is a predicted model, not a curated record. Lineage: Eukaryota; Viridiplantae; Streptophyta; Magnoliopsida; Brassicales; Brassicaceae.